This is a messenger RNA of Paramecium pentaurelia, 656 nucleotides long. Lineage: Eukaryota; Ciliophora; Oligohymenophorea; Peniculida; Parameciidae. The record is from the annotation of a GenBank genome assembly.
AUGCUUUAACCACUAAAAGAAGAAGAAUUAAAUGAAAUUUAUACAUGGGUCGAUUAAAUACCUCUCAGUAGACCAAAAAAGAAUAUAGCAAGAGAUUUCGCUGAUGGCAUAUUGAUGGCUGAAAUAAUGCAUUAUUUUCUACCUAAAUUGGUUGAUGUAUUAAUGAUUUGAAUUUGAUCAGAUGCAUAAUUACAGUCAAGCUAAUUCUGUUAAAUAGAAAAAGUAUAAUUGGGAUACAUUAAACACAAAAGUAUUCAAAAGAAUUGGCUUUACUCUCUCCAAGUAUAAAUUUGAAUAUUUAAUAUAGAGAAUAAGUUGAUAGUGUGAUUUCAUGCUAAUCUGAAGCAGUUGAGAGAGUAUUAAAGUUUGUUUAAGCUAAAUUGGAAUACUAUUUAGAAAACAAUACUAAUUCUGCUGAGAAACAACCUCAAUAAGCAGACAGUCAAAUUGCACCACCACCAUUAUUAGCAAACGAAUGGUAAAAAGAUUAACAAAUUUUUGAAUUGCGUGAAACCAUUGAGGUUAUAAUUUCAUUAUUAUUUUACAAUUCUAGGUAUUAGAAUAAAAAUUGCAUCGCAUGGAUGAACUCAUGAAAUAAAAAGAUGCUAAAAUAUUGAGGUAUUAAUAAUUGCUAUAAUAAAAUGGUUUAUUAUGAA